AUGGCUUUGACGCAUUUUCGACUUGUUUAUUCUCAUGCUAAUCUAAGACACUUGAAUCUUCAGAUUAUCCACCAGUACAACGUCAAAGAAGAGCCAGAGAGCUCUGCUUUUGCAGUGUCUGUCAAGACAGUCCGAGAAAACUGCUCUUCUAACAGUUUCCUGCAAAUUUGUGCUUCUUACACCAAUGAGGACUCCGUAUCCAACAGGGCUGUUAUGGAGGUCGACCUCCAAACAGGAUACUCGGCAGAUGAGGAAGACUUGAGAGGUCUCGUCGCUCAGCAAGUCAUCAAGCGUUACGAGGAGAGAGAUGAGAAUGUCUUCCUUUACCUGGAAUCGGUCGGUAGCUCCGAAGUUUGUAUCUCCUUCCACGUCCUGAAGGGCUUCGAAGUCGAAGGCCUUCUGCCCGGUACCGUCACCCUCUACGAUUAUUACACACCUGAAUUCACGCUGACUCAGUCAUUCGAAAUUGAAGACACAUGUCAGUCAGCGUGAAGUGUGUGAUUGGCUCCUUUUGGUAAACGAUGGAUGGCAAAUGACUCCACUACAAUAUAUGAAAAAACAAUAAAAAAGAUAUAUAUAUUAAAGUUAUCGGUCUUAGAGAUGCAGCGCAUUUUUGACAAAAAUGUUAAAUGUUUUUAUUGGUCAUUAUUUCUGAUUUUAUCGGACUAGAAGCCUUCCUCAUUUGAUUUCCCAAGGUACAUCAAUAACCUGGCGAUCAUUUCCUUGUUUUACGGCAAAUUUCCAAGGAAAAUGUGAAAAAUAAAACGGCUUGUUUAAAAAAAAAUGACUUUGACAGAAAUAUCAAACUGUUCUGUGCACCUGGUAUGACACUUUUGCCUUUCGUCUAGUGGUUAAGUCACACGCAUUUUCUCUUUCCUUCCCUUCCACCCCCCUCCACCCCCGCCCCUCUUUCAGAUUUAUCAGUCUUCUCCUCUCACCAACCUUCCGAACUGAUUUUAUCAUCAUUCACCUUUGAAUGUCAUAUAUUCAAACGGUCGCCACUAAUUUGCAACAUCGGUGUUUCUGAAUGAAUCAGUUUCUUCCAUUGU
Molecule: messenger RNA, 1049 nt
Organism: Macrobrachium nipponense
Lineage: Eukaryota; Metazoa; Arthropoda; Malacostraca; Decapoda; Palaemonidae
Product: complement C5-like
Exons: 3
Coding region: 1-492 (163 amino acids)
Cellular component (GO): extracellular region
Source: RefSeq, a predicted model, not a curated record